Molecule: messenger RNA, 696 nt
Organism: Suillus paluster
Lineage: Eukaryota; Fungi; Basidiomycota; Agaricomycetes; Boletales; Suillaceae
Product: epsilon subunit of F1F0-ATP synthase N-terminal domain-containing protein
Exons: 4
Coding region: 57-551 (164 amino acids)
Biological process (GO): proton motive force-driven ATP synthesis
Molecular function (GO): proton-transporting ATP synthase activity, rotational mechanism
Source: RefSeq, a predicted model, not a curated record
AAAGACAUUUCGUUCCUCACUUCAUCUUUCGGUCACGUCCACAAAAUACUUUGACCAUGUCUGUCUUGCGUCUGCUCUCGUCUGCAGCUCGACGUGCUCCAUCAACGUUUGCCCAGCAACGACGAGGAUAUGCUGAAGUAGCUGAUAAAAUCAGCCUUUCCCUGGUCCUUCCUCACCAGGCUAUCUUCACCUCCAAAGAUGUUGUCCAGGUGAAUGUUGCCGCUGCGACCGGUGACAUGGGUAUCCUCGCAAACCAUGUUCCCUCCAUCGAGGCCCUGCGUCCCGGUAUGAUUGAGGUUAUUGAGUCAGGAAACGCUUCCAAGAAGUGGUUUGCGUCCGGGGGCUUCGCAACUGUACAUCCCGGUAACAAACUGACCAUAAACGUCAUAGAGGCUGCGCCUCUCGAGUCAUUCUCUUCUGAGGCUGUUCGUGCAAACUUGCAAGAGGCGCUGAAAGUUGCUGCUGGGAACGGAUCCGAGGAGGACAAAAUGGAAGCACGGAUAGAGGCUGAUGUGUAUGAGGCUCUACAACAUGCUUUGGGGUCGAAGUAAAUAUGAUUGUGAUUCCAGUCACCGAGCAUUCGACCGUUAGAGUAUUACUUAUUCCAUUGCUUUUCGGUGUUCCGUGAGCCUCACUUCAUGUGUCGCGACUUCUUUGAUCAGGCCUGAAAGUCCGGGUAUUGCCGUGACUCUUCUA